AUGAUUCGACCAGAAGAGCUCGCGUCUGAUAAGUACGUCCAGUUUCAAGACCUCGAUACACUCAUUGGGUCCGCGGCGAUAGACGUCGAGCCGUCGUCACCGGAGUCGGCAAUCACGCACGAUCCGAGUCGGCCUCAGUUGCAGGCCCAGGCCCAAGCCCCAUCUCGCUCGCCGUUCCCAUCAUUGGGACCGUUCGGCACCUUGCAGCCCACGCCUCUGUAUUCUUCGCAUGGUGACGCAAUGGUCCAAGCCGAACCUGUCAGGAUUCAUGCUCAAAGACCUUCUGGCUCGGCCGAGAUGAUUACCUCCUCCUCCCCGGGAUGCAAAUCCGGCUCACCUUCGAGCUAUUCCCCUCCGAGCUCACCGUCGGACCGUCGUUCUGGCUCCGCGCUGCGCCACGCGGUCGAGUCGAGAGCGUUUAAUGAUCUCUUGGGUACAUCCUCCAUCGGUCAAACGAUCAACUCGCCUUUGGUCGGCGUCCUCCCACAUACGCCGCUCACACGCAUCGAGACUGCGCAGUCGUACGAGGGAGGGGCCACGCUGUCGAGACCAGCCACGGCGCCAGCUGGCGGUCAAGACGACACAACUCAUGGCGUCAGUGCCUUUGCUUCUUCCUCGUGCUCCGAGGUUCCCCCACAACAAGCCGCAGGGGGAUCGUCCCCCAGAUAUCUGCACGACUUCCCCUUACCCGGCGGUAAUUCGCUCAAGAGCCGCAAGUAUCGCAACCCAGCCACGCCGAGCGGUUCAUCAUCCCCUUCAGGAUCCCGAGAAUCGAGAGGUCGGUCGCAUUCCUCGGAGCAGGCGUCUGCAAGAUAUGUGCCUCUUCUGAGACCGCCGCCUUUGCGACCACAUGCCUCGGCGUCACCCACGCCCUCGAUGCAGUCGUUGCAGAACCAUAUGUACACGUAUGGCCUGCUCAAUGGCACGCUUUCGGAUCUCCAUUUGGUCGCGUUUGGUCACCACUAUCGCUUGCACCGCAUCGUUCUUGCUGGCCAAUCUGGCUUCUUCACGUCCUUGCUCUCGGGUGGGUUUUCCGAGGAACGCCAAGGCGUCAAUCGAGGCUCGGACAGCGAGGUCAUCGCCGUCGAGAUGGAUCGACCGCUUAGUCGUGUCGCGUUCGAGUUCGUCCUCGCUCGUCUGUACGGUGGGGGUCCAGAGCUGGUGCCGCCACCUUGGGCAAAGACUUCAGCCAAGAAGCCUCUGAGUGAGACAUGGGAACGCUUGGUCCUCACCGCGACGGGUAGGAUGGUCAUCGACCCCCAAACUAGCCUUGAUCGUGACUAUCUCCUAGACCUCUCGGGUGGUGCAGCCGAAACUGAUUCAGAGUGGUCGACCAUCAUGGCCCCGACGUGCCAGCCAGCGACACCGACCUUUCUCCUCAGCCUGUUGGCCACUGCGACUUAUCUCGAGAUACCCGCGAUCCAGUCACUUGCGUUGCAUUGGAUCCAGAAGACGAUCACGCCGUGGACUGUGGCUCAGUACCUUGGCUUCGCAUUGGGACGAGGACUAGGCAGCGGUUCACUUUCGCCCGAGCUCGACGCUCCUUGUCGUGGCCUCGAAUCAGUCGGAGCACCCUACAAACUCGAUGAUCCAUCGCUAUCUCCCAUGACCGAAACCGAGUAUUCCUCCACGAGGUCUUCACGUGCGUCUUCGAUCUCGAGCGACGACCUUCAGGAUGAAGAGACCGCGUGUUCCGGUGACGCCGUUUCGAUGUUUGUUGGCCCCGAGGGCGAACGUAUCGGCGAAGCGUGUGCAUGCUGGCUUGCGAAAUGGGGAGCCGAGACCCUUACGACGGAGGAAUGGCUCGCUGCACGGGUCGUCGAAAUGGACUCGAAAGCUGGCGCAAUCAUGGAUUGGGAGGAUGUCUUGUCGCUACGGUGCAAGAUUAUCGAGCCGUUCUUCUACGACGAGAAACGACCUGCUUGCUUCGAAACCUACCCCGAUCUCGCACCGCCAAGUUUGGCCAUCUGGUCGUCGAUCGGUGGCAUUGAUGCGAGAUGGGUGCGAGGCGUCAUUUCGAGCGACGCAUUCUUCAUUGCAAACACCAUCAGCAGCGCAACGACCAAGCUCACAGGCGACUUCGCUCCGGAGGGGCUCGAGUCGGAUGGCGAGUUUCAACGUUAUCUCUUUGCGAAACGUGUGAUUGAGAUGCGCAGGGGCGAAAAACUCGACGCGUUGAAUCGUUCGAAUCGAUCGCGUCUCGGCGCCUCGGGCCACGGACGGAACUCGAAGAGAAAUGGGUUGGCUGAUGGGAUUUCGGAGAGACUCGGUUUGCUCGAUCUGCAGCAGUCCGUCGUCGAUCACUCAUCUCUCAAUGAGGAUCAGACCUACGCGAUGGCGACCACUGGCGACGGCCCGACCACUGACGCCAAGUGUCCCGGCGAAGGGCCGAGCACCGGUGUCUCCUCUCCAUCGCAAGCCGUUGCUUCAUCGGCGCGCAUAGAUCUGAGCUCUGUCGAUGAGCUGGAGUACGCUCUACUCUUCCAAGACGGCAUUCAUUACUAUCACAUGGUAAGUGCAUGGUCGGAGCUCUAGAUUGACCCCCCGAAGCAUAGCUAAUGACUUGUUCCCUCGGCUAUUUCGCACAGACCUACCGACAGCUCAACCUGAUCUCCGACGACUAUUCGAUGACGUCACAUGUGUUGUUCGCCCCUAUCGAGGUCGUUCAGCGCGCGCAUUGGCAAAUUGAGCAGUUCAAGAGUCGUCUGCCACUCGUGCAUACGCCGCGCUCGGGGCAAGCGCUUGAGAUGGCCAGCCCGCUGUCGUCGUCCCGAGUGGGAGGAGGUGUUCCCGUCGGGAGGAUGCCCUUGCCCGGCGAGUUGGUCACUUUGGAUGGACUGGUCGACAUCGGAUUUGCUACGCCGGUCAAUCCCCAUCUCGACGUCAACAUGCCUGCUCUGGGCUUGCAACCUUUCUACCGCAUCCCGAUCGAUGACACGAGCAGGAUCAACGAUCGUGCUCCUCAUCCCGAUUCGACGCCAUCGGCGCUCGGCUUAGGCGCACCACCACCCAUCCCGCCUCGCAAACCGAGCUCUCCUCUUUCUUACGGCCCAGACGGAUUUUUCGGACUUGCGAGAGAACAGUGCCUUGGUACCCGUGGUGGACCCCAUCGCGGCGUUCUUCCAGGCUCGUCGCUGGAUCUUUCCUCCGAGUGGGUCGAAUACGCCCCUCUCCGACUGAGUGCAGAAUUUUGGGGGGUCACGGCGUUACGCGACAAUGCCCGACUGUACUCCAACACAUUCUUCUACGCGGGAUCAUUCUACAAUCUCUAUCUGCAACGGCUUCAAAGGAAGGGCGGUAACCAACUGGGCAUCUACCUCCACCGACAGAACUCGAUCGAGCAUUUCCCCACUCCUUCGACGCCUCCGACGCGCCUCGCCGACGGACCGCCCUACAGCGAGGCGAGUGCGAGUAGGUCUGCGAGCUAUUCGACGGCAAUCCUUGCCCCCUACACGGACCAAAGAAAACAAGUGCGCGCAUUUUUCAGCAUUUGGGUGCCCACGCAGUUGGGCUCAUCAAUGACCAAGUUCAGUUCCGGUCCGGAUUCCUUCGCGCUUUCGCAAUCCUGGGGUGUAAGUGACGCACUUUGGUCCUCGGCUUCAAACUCUUUUUAGAGACUCUCAGCACAUCCCACUGACGUUGUGGCUUUUUGUGCGAAUAACGAUUGACGCGCUGUUAGUGGAAAUCGACGUCGCUCUCCUCGGAAUACCUCGGCGCGACCCCUAUCGAAGCGUCACAGACCGAAGUCGCGAGGGCGGGGCCGUAUUCGAGCCUGCGGGUUACGAUCAUCAUGGGAUUGGUGUGA
Microbotryum saponariae is the source of this 3805-nucleotide messenger RNA. The record is from the annotation of a GenBank genome assembly. Lineage: Eukaryota; Fungi; Basidiomycota; Microbotryomycetes; Microbotryales; Microbotryaceae.